AGACGAGACCGGCCCCUUCCGUUUACGUAACCCAGCAAGAUGGUGGCGCCCAGUGCGUCCCAGCACCUGGUGAGGCCAGUGUGGAACUGGGGAGCCAGGAGUGUCCGUGGCCUGAGCAGUGUGCGUGCCCCCGAGGGCAGUCAGAAGAAGGGGUGGACGCUGCUGCAGUCCCUGAGCGAUCGCUUCUCUGACGUGAAGUUCCUGAGGGAGUACCUGCUUCAAAGGCAGAUAGCAAAGGUGCACAAGAAAAACAGGUCCUUUGCCCACCUCCAGAAUCGCUAUGGCCCGGACAUCGCUGGCGCCUGUUUCAUCCUGAAUCUGGGCGGCUCAGUCAAGUUCCAGGGCCAUGAGUGGUUGGGCUUAAAGGGGCAUGGCCGCUCCUCCCUUGACAUCAAGAAGCUGCAGACAGUGCAUGUGGAGGCCGUGGACGCCAGUGGCUGUGCCAUCAACUACCAAGGCCUGGACAACCUCAUGUCCCUGAGGGCGCUCCAGUCCCUGUGGCUGCAGCGCUGUCCCCACAUAGAUGACUGGUGUCUCAGCCGCCUCUACCAGCUGGCCGACUCGCUGCAGGAACUCUCGCUGGCUGGGUGCCCCCAAGUCUCCGAACGGGGCUUGGCCUGCCUCCACCACCUCCAGAACCUCCGCCGGCUGGACAUCUCGGACCUCCCGGCCCUGUCCAGCCCCGGCCUAACGCACAUCCUGGUGGAGGAGAUGCUGCCCGACUGUGAGGUUGUGGGGGCUGGCUGGGCCCAGGAGCCUUCUGGGGGCACAGCCAAUCCCUCUCCUGCCUGUGCCUCGGCCCCCUCCCCCUCCAGCUAGGCUGCAGGUAUAGACAGGUUGAACGCCACUGGCGUCCUGCUGAUGGAAAGGCUGAAGCAUGCUGGUAUAGACAGUGCCUGGACUGACUGUUUCCCAUGUUCGGGCUCCCGGUGGGAUUCACUCAGCCUGGAGUCGGAGCAGGUCGGAGGAGGGAAAGCCCAGUGUUCCCCACCUCCUCAGGCUGCCUGGAGGUGGCACCCCAAGUUCAAGGCCCUGCCCUCCUGUUGGGCAGCCUCUUCCAUGCUCCUCCUUUCCAUCUUCCUCCUCUCUGACCUGGGGUGGGAGGGUGAGGGCCCCUGUUAUGUAGUCCUCAGAGCUGCAGGCUCCCUGGGGGUCCCCCCAACUCUGCAGUUCUAGAUUUGGCAACUCUUGAGCAUCCUCACCUGGCCUGUGCAGAAAGCUGCUCCCAUGAAGGGCUGCCCAUCCCCAGCACGGCAUCCCCGGCCCACACUCGCCAGGCACCAGGGCGCCCCAAGUCCCGUGGCGUUGUCUCUUCCUGAUUCACUGACUCUGGCUCCAAGCUCAACUUCCUGGACCACUCUGUGAAAAGUGAUCUGGAUUCUUCUGUGCCAAGUGGUCUGGCCAGCUGCCAGCAGAGGGCGCCAGAAGGCCAGGCUUCCUGGUGCCAGCCAGGGAGGUGUCACUGGGCCUGCAGGGCUGGUGCCCGGUCCCGGUCCCUGAGUACCAGGAGUACCAGGCCAGGCGGCUCACAGCUGCCCCUGGCACUCUAGUGAGGCCCCUUACCAGUGUACCCUUCGUUACUUCAGUUUGCUGGUACCGUUGGCUAAUUCGGUCUAUUAAACUUGAUAUUAUUAAACUUGUAACUGCCCUGUUGCAGCUCCAA
Sorex araneus (European shrew) is the source of this 1663-nucleotide messenger RNA. RefSeq names its product distal membrane arm assembly component 2 (gene DMAC2). The transcript has 6 exons. The record is from RefSeq and is a predicted model, not a curated record. Lineage: Eukaryota; Metazoa; Chordata; Mammalia; Eulipotyphla; Soricidae. Bases 40 to 819 code for a protein of 259 amino acids.